UUGAAAAGUAAAUAGCUUCCCAUUUCAAGUAGCCGUACCACUCCAACACAGUAGGUGGUGCUAUUGCAUUACCUGUGCUCGCUGAAGCCCUGUGUGGAAUUUAUAAGAAGACAAUUUUCCUAAUGCUACUUCCGGAUAACUUCCGUGUUGUCAUAUUUGAAAUUUGGGCUUUCAAAAGGGAAUAAUACAAGCUAGUAUUAAUGUUUGAUAAGUCCGUAAACUAAAGGGAAGGGAUAUGGACGUGGAGAAACGUUAAACAUAGAAAAAUAGCAAACGUAGCUUUCAGUCCUUCCUGCUAAUCACUCCGUAGCUGGUGAUGGAGAAGCUAAUAUCUAAAGUCACUGAAAAGCAUAUCCUUUUCACGGCUUCCUUCGUUAUAAGACUGGCUUUGGUCGCUUAUGGAGACUACCAGGACAGGACAAUGGCGGUGAAGUACACUGACAUUGACUACCAUGUGUUCACAGAUGCUGCGAGGUUCAUUACUGAGGGCGAGUCCCCAUACAACAGGUCAACCUACCGUUACACUCCUCUCCUGGCCUGGCUUCUCACCCCAAACAUCUAUCUUAACAUGGUUUUUGGAAAGAUCCUCUUCAUUGUAUGCGAUGUGCUGUCAGGACUGCUCAUCUACAAAGUCCUCUGCUUGCGAGGUCUAAGGGCUGAGACUGCACGCUGUGUUUCUUCUUUGUGGCUUCUCAACCCGUUGCCCAUGGGAGUGUCCAGCCGAGGGAAUGCCGAGUCAAUCCUGGCAGCUCUGGUGCUGGGGACUCUGCUCUGCAUGGAAGGCAAGGCUCAGCGUCUGACAUGGGCAGCGUUUCUGUAUGGUUUAUCAGUUCAUAUGAAGAUCUACCCUGUUACGUAUGCUCUGCCCAUUGCCCUGACCCUUCGCACAGCUGAAAUCAGGGUAGAUGAAUCCAAAAAGACUUCAAGAUUUAAGAAGCUUGUCGGCUUUUUUGUCAGUUUCUUCAACCGAGAUCUGCUCCUAUUUGCAAUGGUGGCUGGUGGAGUCUUCUUUACCCUCACAGCACUCUUCUAUUACAUGUAUGGUUGGCAGUUUCUUUAUGAGACCUAUUUGUACCAUCUGACCAGAAGAGACAUCAGACACAACUUCUCUCCAUACUUCUACAUGCUCUACCUUACUGCAGAGAGUAUGUGGAGCCAGUGGCUAGGCUUGGCAGCAUUCCUGCCGCAGUUCGCCCUGCUGUUGGUAACGUCAUGGAUGUAUUACAAAGACCUGGCCUUCUGCUGUUUCCUGCACACAGCCAUUUUUGUUACCUUCAACAAAGUGUGCACUUCUCAGUACUUCCUCUGGUACCUGUGCUUACUUCCUCUGGUCAUCCCUAACCUGAGUCUGACAGUAAAACAAGGGUUGGGACUACUGCUCCUCUGGUUUGCUGGACAGGGCAUCUGGUUGGGCCCAGCCUACUUCCUGGAGUUUGAAGGCUACAACACCUUCUUAUGGAUCUGGCUAGCCGGAUUGCUCUUCCAGGUCGUCAACUGCUUCAUUCUGAUCCAGAUUGUAACUCAUUACAAUCCAACAAAAACUCCACUGAGACUGAAAGCUGAAUAAAACCCAAAUGUAUUCAAAGUUGAAGAAAUUUUCUCUUUGAAACUUCAAAGGAUGCAUGCACUGUGGAUCCAUGUAGACCAAGUUUUAAUCUCCCCAGUCUUUAAUUACUUUCUCUAAUAAUUUAAAUCACUUUAGCAAAGAACACUAUGUUUUCUGAGUGACAAAGGCUCAGGUGGAUUUUCUGAGUUAAACCUGUGGAUUACAUGCUUGCCACUGCCGGUCAAAACACUUAAAUCCACAGUGUGUGACGCGUAGCAGAAACUGACUGUUGCCCAGGUUUUUUUGAAUGGUAACUUUGAAGUCUGCUCCACCUGUGGCCAAGUCAUUUGUCAAAAGUUUGCUGAUGGGGCAAAAUACCUGCUGAAGAUCAGAGAUCACAAAGAGUUCUCCCCACAGUCUUAAUAAACAGCUCUGGGUCAAAGUAUUUAAUACACCCUUCAGGGAUUUUUUUUUUUUUUUUGGUGGCAUUUUGACCUCGUGGUGACGGAAAGCACUUUCUAACUCCAGAGGGAGAAAUAAUCCAAUUGUAUGCUGCUAGGAAUCGAGAAGCCUUCAGUCUGAGUGUCUCACUUUCAUGUUGACAUUAUUGUUGGUACUUUCAGCACUUGAACUAUGGAUUAGGGUGCACCAAGGAGAUUUAACGUUACAAAAUCCAGCAAAAUCUGGCCUAAAUUGUGUCGUGUUUUUAUGUCCUGACCGGUGUAAAUUAAGGCUGGCCUGCACAUUAAUCUGAUAGGUAGGAGAUAGUUUCUUGGUUUGAGGGAGAAUAUUUUAAAUAGUUCUACUGUUAGAGACAGUAAACAAACCCACUGUUGUCUGUCUAUUUUUUACAGUUUCAGAAAAGAAUAAAAUCAAAUAAGUACUUCCUUGAGAAUGCCAUUGUGUUAUUUAAAAUCCAUGGUUACAUCUUGGAGCUAAUGAUUUCAUCUGUGUUUAUUGUUAACACUGGAAGAAAACAGACAAGCACAGUAUUUACAGUCUAGGCCACUAACGCAUAAUCUUCAAGGCAGCUGUUUGACUUGCAGCUUCUUUGGCUGCAGUUUGCAGCUGUGACCAGUAGGCAGGAGCAUUUGCAAGCAGAAGGGACAGCUUGAGCGUAUAUCCUCAUGUAACCCUCGCAGAUUAAUCAGUCAACUGGAGCAUGAACACAACCUAAAACAAACAGAGCUGGCACUGGCUCCAUAAUCUCACUGUACUCUCCCUCUAAUCUCACAUGGAAAUUAUUAGAGCAUUCACUUUAGCCCUGUUGGUUCUGAGCGUGUCUGUUGAUCCUGGGACUGAUAGUGGAAGUGCAUAAUAAUUAUAAAAUACUGGAUUUGCAUUAUGAAUGCUUGAGAUACACAGCAGGUAGGGUCAAAUCGGUGGCUUUCCUUAGACAUUUGCACAUUGCUUUGCUUUUCUGUACGAGUAUAAUGUCUUGGUUGUGUGUUGCAUAUGUGUGUGUGUGUGUGUGUGUGUGAGUCAUGGUCAGCUGCAGCCUGCAUAUCUAGUUUAUGAAUCACCAGGAUGCACCCAGUAACCUUUCAACUGGCUAGUUGCCCCCCAGGCACAUGCAUAAACCAUCUUAUUUUAACACUGAUGGCCACAUUCAGGGGUUUAUUUGCAAAUUCUUAGGAUUGAAAAUUAAUAUGAAUAUGUUUUUCCCCUAUAUUACCAUCUCAUUUUUUUGUGGCAGCCAAUCCAAAUUACAGCUACUUGUGCCCUUAAGAGUUUCGUCAUACCAUCAUAGUUGGUGAACUAUGGAUGCAAACUAAAACCAGUUCAGAUGAACCUGAUGUGUCUGGUGAGUGGAGGGUAACAGCACUCUGUAGGCACAACAGUCUAAAAAGGGUGGAAAGCACUGUUCUGUUGCUGGAGCGCUGAUGUGGACAAAUAAAGAAAACGAGGCACUGCG
Molecule: messenger RNA, 3461 nt
Organism: Oreochromis niloticus (Nile tilapia)
Lineage: Eukaryota; Metazoa; Chordata; Actinopteri; Cichliformes; Cichlidae
Gene: pigm
Product: phosphatidylinositol glycan anchor biosynthesis, class M
Exons: 8
Coding region: 317-1567 (416 amino acids)
Biological process (GO): GPI anchor biosynthetic process
Cellular component (GO): membrane; glycosylphosphatidylinositol-mannosyltransferase I complex
Molecular function (GO): GPI mannosyltransferase activity; alpha-1,4-mannosyltransferase activity
Source: RefSeq, a predicted model, not a curated record